UCUGAUAGUAGUCACCGCAGAUUCCAUAUAUAUAGAGAGAGAAAGAGAAACGUUACCAGCAUAUGGACAACACAUUAAUAACUAAAACCAAAAUUCUUGUUAAGCAUAAAACUCUGGAGAUAGCUUGAAGAACAAGAGUACAUUUUCGAUCAGAUGAAGCGAGAGAGAAUCUCCGGCGCACUACCGGCGGCAGAACAAGAAGAGCGCAAUCGGAAGAUAGUGAAAUCAGUGUACAAGGCGUUGCGUGGAGGCGGCGACACGGCGAAGGUAGAGAAGAUAGUGGGAAAAGAGCUUGAAUGGUGGUACCAUGGGCCUCCACAUUGGCAUCACAUGAUGAAAGCGUUGACUGGGAAGUCAACGGGAGAUUGUUUCGAGUUUAGGCCAAGGAGAGUGAAGGCCAUUGGUGAUGAGCGUGUGAUUGUUGAAGGGUGGGAAGGGGUGGGAGAGUAUUGGGUGCACGUGUGGGGACUCAAGCAGGGGAUAAUUUCCCAGCUGCGUGAGUACUUCAACACCUUGGUCACUGUAGUGGUGGUGGUUCGCGUCGAUGAGGAUGGUGGCGGUUGUAAGCGCCAGGAAGAAGUUAGCUUAUGGCGGACCACGUCUUGGGCUAGGGCUCGUGGAUCUUUACCUGAUCUUGUCCUUGCCAUAUAAAUCAUACAAAAAUAAUUGUUUUCCUA
Messenger RNA from Arachis ipaensis, 677 nucleotides. RefSeq names its product senescence associated gene 20-like. NCBI's taxonomy places the organism in Eukaryota, Viridiplantae, Streptophyta, Magnoliopsida, Fabales, Fabaceae. The record is from RefSeq and is a predicted model, not a curated record.